Molecule: messenger RNA, 1919 nt
Organism: Cebus imitator (Panamanian white-faced capuchin)
Lineage: Eukaryota; Metazoa; Chordata; Mammalia; Primates; Cebidae
Product: coagulation factor VIII-like
Exons: 10
Coding region: 360-1919 (519 amino acids)
Molecular function (GO): copper ion binding
Source: RefSeq, a predicted model, not a curated record
CUCCUGUUCACUUUGACUUCUCCACCCCUCUCUUCCUUUCCUUAAAGGUUCUGGUUAAAACAGACUUCUCAUGCCCCUACUGCUCUCAGAAGUGAAUGGGUUAAGUUUAGCUCAGCCUCCCUUUUCCUACUUCAGUUCUUCCUGUGGCUGCUUCCCACUAACAAAAAGGAAGCAAUUCUAUCGGUUACUACUUAGUGCUAAGCACAUCCAGUGGGUAAAGUUCCCUAAAAUUCUCUGCGAAGAAAUUGGGACUUUUCACUAAAUCAGAAAUUUUACUUUUUCCCCUCCUGGGAGCUAAAGAUAUUGUUAAGAAGAAUUAACAUUUUGCUUCUCCAGUUGAACAUUUGUAGCGAUAAGUCAUGCAAAUAGAGCUCUCCACCUGCUUCUUUCUGUGCCUUUUGCGAUUCUGCUUUAGUGCCACCAGAAGAUAUUACCUGGGUGCAGUGGAACUGCCAUGGGACUAUAUGCAAAGUGAUCUCGGUGAACUGCAUGUGGACACAAGAUUUCCUCCUAGAGUGCCAAGAUCUUUUCCAUUCAACACCUCAGUCAAGUACAAAAAGACUGUGUUUGUAGAAUUCACGGAUCACCUUUUCAACAUCGCUAAGCCAAAGCCACCCUGGAUGGGUCUGCUGGGUCCUACCAUUCAGGCUGAGGUUUAUGACACAGUGGUCAUUACACUUAAGAACAUGGCUUCUCAUCCUGUGAGUCUUCAUGCUGUUGGUGUAUCCUACUGGAAAGCUUCUGAAGGAGCUGAAUAUGAUGAUCAGACCACUCAAAGGGAGAAAGAAGAUGAUAAAGUCUUUCCUGGUGGGAGCCAUACAUAUGUCUGGCAUGUCCUGAAAGAGAAUGGUCCAAUGGCUUCUGACCCACUGUGCCUUACCUACUCAUAUCUUUCUCAUGUGGACCUGGUGAAAGACUUGAAUUCAGGCCUCAUUGGAGCUCUGUUAGUAUGUAGAGAAGGGAGUCUGGCCAAGGAAAGGACACAGACCUUGCACAAAUUUGUACUGCUUUUUGCUGUAUUUGAUGAAGGGAAAAGUUGGCACACAGAAACAAAGAACUCCUUGAUACAGGAUAGGGAUGCUGCAGCUGCUCGAGCCUGGCCUAAAAUGCACACAGUCAAUGGUUAUGUAAACAGGUCUCUUCCAGGUCUGAUUGGAUGCCACAGGAAAUCAGUGUAUUGGCAUGUGAUUGGAAUGGGCACCACUCCUGAAGUACACUCAAUAUUUCUUGAAGGUCACACAUUUCUUGUGAGGAACCAUCGCCAGGCCUCCUUGGAAAUCUCACCAAUAACUUUCCUUACUGCUCAAACAGUCUUGAUGGACCUUGGGCAGUUUCUACUAUUUUGUCAUAUCUCUUCCCACCAACAUGAUGGCAUGGAAGCUUAUGUCAAAGUAGACAGCUGCCCAGAGGAACCCCAACUACGAAGGAAAAAUAAUGAAGAAGAGGAAGACUAUGAUAAUGAUUUUGCUGAUUCUGAAAUGGACGUGGUCACAUUUGAUGAUGACAACUCUCCUUCCUUUAUCCAAAUUCGUUCAGUUGCCAAGAAGCAUCCUAAAACUUGGGUACAUUACAUUGCUGCUGAAGAGGAGGACUGGGACUAUGCUCCCUCAGUCCUUACCCCCAAUGACAGAAGUUAUAAAAGUCAAUAUUUGAACAAUGGCCCUCAGCGGAUUGGUAAGAAGUACAAAAAAGUUCGAUUUAUGGCAUACACAGAUGAAACCUUUAAGACUCGUGAACCUAUUCAGUAUGAAUCAGGAAUCUUGGGACCUUUACUUUAUGGGGAAGUUGGAGACACACUGUUGAUUAUAUUUAAGAAUCAAGCAAGCCGACCAUAUAACAUCUACCCUCACGGAAUCACUGAUGUCCGUCCUUUGUACUCAAGGAGAUUAUCGAAAGGUAAGUAUUCCCUCGAUUUAUAG